UAGUGCACCCCGCAUCGUGCAGAGUCUCUUCACCACUGAACCAUUCCCACCUCCGCCCCCACAACGCACUCCACAGUCCUCCAAAGAAGGAGCCACCGCCCCCAACCCAACGAUGGCCGGAAUUCUGAACAUGGCUCAACCGCCACUCUUGAGGCCAUUCUCGCGCCACCGCAGAACAGUCAAACCCCCUAUUUCUGUUAGCGCCAGGGCGUCGAGUUCCGAUUCCCCUGAAACUUCCACACCAACCAAACCACCGAGUUCGUCGACGACUUUCGCUCCUCCUCCCAGUUUCAAGCCUCCCGAGCCGAAGCGAUUCGGCGUAAGGCGGGACAAGGUUCUCGAGGUCUUGGGUGCGUCUCUCGCCCUAAUCUUCCGAUUGGGCACCGGCGUUUUUGUCUCCGGGUAUUCUGCAUCCUUUGCUUCUGAAAAUGAGAUUCCACCUGGGCAGUACGCUUUAGAUAUUGCUGGUGUGAAAAUUAAGGAGACUUCAAAAUUAGGUCCUCGACCAGAGAAGCCUAUUGAAAUUUACGAGUUUGAGAGCUGUCCUUUUUGUCGAAAGGUUAGGGAAAUUGUUGCAGUAUUGGAUCUUGAUGUUAUAUUCUACCCAUGCCCACGAAAUGGUCCAAAUUUCCGUCCCAAGGUGGUUCAGAUGGGCGGGAAAAAACAAUUUCCAUAUAUGGUUGAUCCGAACACUGGGGUUGCAAUGUAUGAAUCGGAUGACAUAAUCAAGUAUUUGGUAACAAAAUAUGGUGAUGGGAGUGUUCCUGUUUUGUUAUCUCUAGGUCUUCUCACGACCCUGACUGAAGGAUUUGCAAUGAUUGGUCGCAUGGGAAAGGGCUCGUCUUAUUCACCAGCAAAACUACCACCAAAGCCACUUGAGAUAUGGGCCUAUGAGGGGUCUCCAUUUUGCAAGCUUGUACGUGAAGUACUAGUGGAGUUGGAAUUACCUCACCUUGUUCGCAGUUGUGCCCGUGGCAGCCCAAAACGGCAAGUUCUCUAUGAGAAAGCUGGGCAUUUUCAGGUACCUUAUUUAGAAGACCCAAAUACAGGGGUGCAAAUGUUUGAAAGUGCAGAGAUUGUGGAGUAUCUUAGAGCUACCUAUGCCCUUUAAUAAGUGGAGCUAUUAUUACAAGUAUUCAUACACAUUGAGUCUUCCUUUUAUCUUCUAGUAACCGGCAGACAUGUACUUUGCAAUUUUAGAUUGAAAUGCCUGAAACUGAUGCAUGAUGUAGGAAGCAGAAACCUGCUUCUGUUAUGUUGUAAUAUAUACAUGCGGAUAUAUGCGUGCAUAAAUACAAGCAGCAAUGUUUACUGCCCUA
Molecule: messenger RNA, 1319 nt
Organism: Rhodamnia argentea
Lineage: Eukaryota; Viridiplantae; Streptophyta; Magnoliopsida; Myrtales; Myrtaceae
Exons: 12
Coding region: 113-1111 (332 amino acids)
Cellular component (GO): chloroplast
Source: RefSeq, a predicted model, not a curated record